AUGGCUGAGAAGACACAAAGUAGAGGCCCCCUGGGAAGAGUCGUUGUCAUUGGCGGCAAUGGCUUUCUGGGCCAUCACAUCGUUAACCAGGCCCUCGAGCAAUGGACAACCACCGCCGUCAUCGGCGUCGACCUGCGAUGCGAGCGCAACCGUAAUCCCGCUGCCGAGUACCGAGAGUGCGAUAUCACCGAUUCCGAGCGUCUUCUGUCACUAUUUGAAGAGCUUAAGCCCGACGUUGUCAUCCACACAGCGUCGCCUGUCGCCGUCAACCCCAAGAUCGGCCACGAUAUAUUCAAGAAGGUCAAUGUCGACGGCACACAGGCUGUUGUUGACGCCUGCCAGCAGAUGGGUGUCAAGGUUCUCGUGUAUACAAGCUCCGCUAGUGUUAUCAGCGACAACGUGAACGAUUUGCUCAACGCCGAUGAGCGAUGGCCUUUGGUUCGUGGAGAGGCGCAGACUGAGUACUAUUCAGAGACCAAGGCUCAAGCUGAAGAGAUCGUCCUCAAGGCCAACCGCCUAGACGACUACAAGCUCCUCACAACCGCCAUUCGUCCCGCUGGCAUCUUUGGUGAGGGCGACGUCCAGACCCUCGCAGGCAUCAUGAACGCCUACAAGCGCGGCAAGCACACAAUCCAGGUCGGUGCCAACGAGAACCUCUUCGAUUUCACCUACGUUGGCAAUGUUGCACAUGCCCACCUCCUUGCCGCACAGCUCCUCCUCGCCACCGCGGCUUCUCCCACCGUGCCCCUCGACCAUGAGCGCGUCGACGGCGAGGCCUUCUUCAUCACAAACGACACUCCCGUUUACUUCUGGGACUUCGCCCGCGCCAUCUGGCACGCUGCCGGCUGGGAUAAGGGCACCGAGGGUAACUGGGGUCUCAACCGCGAGCUCGGCAUCACCUUUGGAUAUAUCAGCGAGGUCCUUGCCAGCAUCCUUGGCAAGACACCCACCCUCACCCGCAAGUCCAUCAUUAUGAGCUGCAUGACCCGCUACUACAACAUCAACAAGGCCAAGCGCGCCCUGCGCUACCAGCCCCUCUGGACUCUGAAGGAAGGUAUUGACCGCGGUGUGAACUGGUUCCUUGAACAGGAUAAGGCUGCUGCUGUCAAGGCGUAA
This is a messenger RNA of Fusarium sp. VM40, 1116 nucleotides long. Lineage: Eukaryota; Fungi; Ascomycota; Sordariomycetes; Hypocreales; Nectriaceae. The record is from the annotation of a GenBank genome assembly.